This is a messenger RNA of Zingiber officinale, 777 nucleotides long. RefSeq lists its product as uncharacterized. The record is from RefSeq and is a predicted model, not a curated record. Bases 1 to 777 code for a protein of 258 amino acids. NCBI's taxonomy places the organism in Eukaryota, Viridiplantae, Streptophyta, Magnoliopsida, Zingiberales, Zingiberaceae. The transcript is spliced from 2 exons.
AUGGAGGAUAUUGGACGACUCACCAUGAUGACUUUGACAAAGGAGGAGUUGGAUGUGCUCAUACAAGCCCAAGCAACAAAAAUGGUGGAGCAACAGGCGCUGGUCGAGCGCCAGAUACAAGAGCCCGCGACUUCAGCAUUCUCUCGAGGGAUCUUGGAUGACCGUCUGCUAAAGCAUUACACUCUGCUGACGAUCGAGGAAUACAAUGGAAUGACUGAUCCGGAUGACCAUUUGGCCAAAUUUGUUAACACGACCACAUUUCAUCAGUAUACCGACGGGGUGAAGUAUCUGGUCUUCCUCAUGACCCUCUCCGGAUCAGCGCAACGAUGGUUCAAGAGAUUGCCGAACGGAUCAAUUCAUAGCUUCAAAGACUUUCGAGCAGCGUUCUUACAUCAAUUCGCCAGCAGCCGCCGUUACCAGAAGACGAGUGUUAACUUGUUCGCAUUGAAGCAAGGAACCAAGGAGGCAUUGACGACCUACAUCAAGUGCUUCAACCAAGUGUCCAUGGAUAUUCCAUCGGUCUCUUCUGAAAUAUUGGUGAACGCCUUCGCCCAGGGGUUCACCGAAGGAGAGUUCUUUAGCUCACUCAUCCGGAGGUCAUCAAAGGACUUUGACCAUCUACUUAGGAGGGCCACGGAGUACAAAAACGUGGAAAAGGCCCAAGCAGUAAAAAGAAAGGAGGCACCUGUCGAGCCCGUAGUUGCACCUGAGCGGCGACCACCUAGUAGCCAUCAACCACCCAAGGGGCCUGAAGCAGGAGAAGCACAGCAACACUAG